Molecule: messenger RNA, 1299 nt
Organism: Melospiza georgiana
Lineage: Eukaryota; Metazoa; Chordata; Aves; Passeriformes; Passerellidae
Product: lysosomal acid lipase/cholesteryl ester hydrolase-like
Exons: 9
Coding region: 1-1299 (432 amino acids)
Biological process (GO): lipid metabolic process
Molecular function (GO): hydrolase activity, acting on ester bonds
Source: RefSeq, a predicted model, not a curated record
AUGACGUGGCUGUUCCUCACCAUUUCUUGUUUCUGUGCUAGUGCCAGCAAAGUCUCUCAAAGUUCUGGCAAUGUUUUGCAGAGCACCAUGAUGUGGCUGUUCCUCACCAUCUCUUGUUUCGUGCUCGUCGCUGCAAAGUCAGAGGAGAACCCCGAGGUGUCCAUGGAUGUUGGCGAAAUUGUGCGCUACCACGGGUACCCCUACGAGGAGCACGAGGUGCUGACAGAGGAUGGAUAUUUCCUCACCCUGCAGAGGAUCCCCCACGGCAGAGGCAGCCCAGGGAGCUUCAGCCUCUCCCACAAGGCAGGGGCGCCGCCAUCCAACAUGUUCUGUCCCCCUCCAAAGGCUGUGGUACUCCUGCAGCAUGGCCUGGUGUUGGAGGGAAGCAACUGGGUCACCAACUUGCCCAACACCAGCCUGGGCUUCAUCCUGGCCGACGCUGGCUACGACGUCUGGAUCGGGAACAGCCGGGGCAACAGCUGGUCACGGAAACACCAGGAGUUUGAGUUCCACCAGCAGGAAUACUCAGCUUACAGCUUCCAUGAGAUGGCCAUGUAUGACCUUCCAGCGUCCAUCAACUACAUCCUGCAGAGAACGGGGCAGGAGCAGUUGUACUACGUGGCUUAUUCCCAAGGCACCACCACAGGUUUCAUUGCCUUCUCCUCCAUUCCCGAGCUGGAUCGCAAAAUCAAGAUGUUCUUCGCCUUGGCUCCCAUCACCGUCAACUCCCACAUGAAGUCCCCCCUGGUGAGGGUGUUUGACCUCCCCGAGGCGCUGAUCAAGAUCAUUUUAGGCAAGACAGUGGUCUUUGAUAAGGGUGAGGUGUUGAAGCAAGUGAUUUCCACCAUGUGCACCUACCCCAUGCUGAAGACCGUGUGCUCUUUGGUGUUUUACCUGCCUGGUGGGUUCACCAACAGCUUGAACGUGAGCCGCAUGGAUGUGUACCUGGCCCGCUACCCUGACUCCACAUCCUUAAAAAACAUGUUGCACUGGCGCCAGCUCUAUCAGACUGGAGAAUUCAAGCAUUACGAUUACGGCAGUGACAACGUGCUUCAUUACAACCAGAGCACUCCUCCCUUCUAUGAGCUGGAGAACAUGAAAACCCCGCUGGCUGCCUGGUAUGGGGGCAAGGACUGGAUCUCAGCCCCCGAGGACGUGAACAUCACCCUGCCCCGCAUCUCCAACGUGGCCUACAAAAAGUACAUCCCCGAAUUUGUCCACUUUGACUUCCUCUGGGGCAAGCAGGUCUACGAGCAGGUCUACAAAGAAAUGCUUGACCUGAUGGAGAAGGGUGCCUAG